Molecule: messenger RNA, 2908 nt
Organism: Aricia agestis (brown argus)
Lineage: Eukaryota; Metazoa; Arthropoda; Insecta; Lepidoptera; Lycaenidae
Product: LON peptidase N-terminal domain and RING finger protein 1
Exons: 13
Coding region: 138-2366 (742 amino acids)
Molecular function (GO): metal ion binding
Source: RefSeq, a predicted model, not a curated record
GCGCAAUGCCAAGUUAGCACGUGGAAGUGUUGUUUCACAAUUAUUUUAUUUAGUGACAGAUAUAUUUGAAUUAUUGUGUGUAAUACUAUAAUCAAGAAGAUAUUAAAAUUAAUUAAUAAGAGGACAUUAUUCCAGACAUGUUACCAGUUUCGGGAAUAGGAAUACCACAAGGAAAUACGAGUGCAGUUAACGAUUAUGAAUCGUCUUCGAGCAGCGCUGCUACCUCCGGUGUACUCGUACUAGACAACAUUAUAGCUUCCACGUCUCGUGCUAAUGUGCCAUACACCGACACAUAUUGGAUGCCCCGCUGCCACUACAAUCAGAUCAACGGACUAAUCAGAGACAACUAUUGUCAGACAGAGCAAAGAUUUCCAGCAGUUAUUCAGAGAAUAGAGGCAUACAGAAUGGCCAAUCAGAACGAUACAAACAUUCUAAGAAGACCGGUACUGCAGGAGGAAAAUCGCUCAACCGCAGUGAUCCAAGGGCAGUCAUCUUACACAAAUCUAGACAAGCGACAAGAGAGUGAUAGCAGGAUAGAAAUCAUUGAUAUUUCAGAAGCGAACAACACGUUGGCAAUAAGAAAUAUACCGUCAGCAAACAACGAAUACAUAAAUGAACGCCUAUCUGACAUAGACCCACACCUCUCUGUAACCAGCGAGAAUUUUGAAGCCUCGGAAAGAUUAUCUGAGACGGAACUGUUAACUGCGAUGGAGUCCCAAUCGAUAAGCGAUUUGGAGUCCAAAUACGCGAUUAGCGUUGACGAGAACUCGCUGCUACCGAGCACGUUGCAUCAGAGCUGGGACGAUCAGAUGAGGAAAGCGAUGCAUAAGGUGCAUUGCACACAGAUAAGCGGGAACAAAGCUAUACGAGUGUCCAGGAUGGCCAACAAGCUUAUUAAGCUAUCUCGUUGUCUGAAAACGCCGAAUGUUGAUGAAAUCAGCUGUUUAAGCUGUAGGCGGAUUCCAGUCGCACCAGUCACUGGCAAAUGCGGUCAUACGCGAUGCAUGAGGUGUACUUUCACUCAUAAAGUGUGUCCUUGUGGGGCGAAGGCGCCAGAUGUUCUGAGCGAGAACACAAAACUACGAGAAAUCAUAGAGAAAAUGAUGAAAUAUGUCAAGCGCCUCAAAUUACCAAAGAAUCCGUUGUCAAUAACAGCUCAAGAAGUGAAAUUAGCUUCUACGUUAGAGUUGCAUGCGAGUAUGCGAAUAUGCCAGAGGCGGUCGUUGAAUACUCGUGGAGCGCUACAGAAUAUUCUGCGGCCCAGGAUACCCAUGUCACCACAGGCCCGUUACAAAAAGGCCCGCGAGCUGAUAUCUGCUGGUCUGUACACAGAAGCGGCGACGCAACUCGCGCGGGCCGCCGCCUCUACGGAACCUUGCGCGAGGUUCGCCAGGAGGUUGCUCACUAAGACGCUAAUUCUUAUAUACCAAGAUCGCGGUCAAAAGGAUGCGAGUAAAGAGCUAAGCUUCUCAAUACGAGAGCAAUCCAUACAGAGUUGGUUGCAACCUGCGGAUUUAGAGUGUGUGCUGUGCACAAACCCUUACAGAGAGCCAGUGUCUACGCCGUGUGGACACACCUUUUGUCGAUGUUGCAUAGAACGAAGCAUGUACUACAGGCGAAAAUGUGCUCUGUGCUCUGGGUCGUUGGAUAACUUUAGCCUGGCAGAGACCAGCAACAACCUGUUUUUCACGUCGAUACUGAACUGUAUGGACGUGCCGCCUUUACCCAUUGAGCCUGAUGUGAUACCGAUCGUCAUAUCCUACGUCACCUUUCCAGGGUUGCCCUGUCCUCUGUUCAUCAAGAACUCUCGUCAUUGGCAGAUGAUACUCCGAGUGCUGAGAUCUGGCUCUAGAAGAUUCGGCAUGCUGUCAUACGAGAGAGACCAUACCCUGGCUGAUUAUGGCAUGGUAUUAGAAAUCUGCGACUGUGUAGUGUUCGAAGACAACAGAUGUAUAGUCUCCACUGUCGGUAUAUCGAGGUUCAAAGUCGUCGAACGGGAUGUAAGAGAUGGAUGCGAUGUGGCGCGCAUACGACAACUAGUAGACAUAGCGCCUACAAAGGAAGAGGUGUGCAACAUUUUGAUGUUGACAGAGACGAUAGCGAGUAAAGCGUUGACUUGGUUGGAGAAUAUGAAGGAGAAUGUGCGAGAUGAGAUCGAGACGGCAUUCGGAAGUUGGCCGAUUUGGCACGAGACUCAGAAGGAAUGGUGGAACACCCCUGACGGGCCCGCUUGGCUGUGGUGGCUGAUUGCAAUAUUACCGCUGACUAAAGGAGCUAAGGUAAACAUUUUGUCAACGCCGAGUUUGCUCGCGAGAAUGCUGGCUGUGCUUCGGACGUUCGAAAUUAUGGCUGGUUCCUUGAUAUAGUGGAAAAUCGCUUGAAUAUUAUCUUGUAAGAGCCUUUUAAACCUUCACGAUACGAAAUCGCUUUACCGUAUCGCGUAAUGUAAAAAUUGAAAUGUACUUAAUAUUAAUGAAAACACGAUGACGUCGAUUGACUUUUCAGAGGAUUAUAUAUCUAUUUAAAUUCUUGUGUAACAAAAUUAACUUUACCAAAAUUGUUGUUGUAUGUUUGUCAUGUGAAAUUUUUUUUUUUUUGAAGAAAAAUCGGGAUCAAUCUUUUCCAACCAUCGAAUUUUCUAUCUAUGUGAGACCACUAAUUUAGAUGUAGGUAUUUAAAAUAUUCAAAAUUUAGGAUGCUAGUUGUUUUGUAAAUACUUUUUCUAAACCUCUUAAAUAUGUUUAAAUUGGUCAAAAUUAAAGAACCUUAGAAACUUUAUAGUUUUCAAAUAUUUGAAUUUAUGUUACAUUCCUAUCUAAAAUUAAAUCGAGUUAUUUUCAUAUUUGCAUUUAUAGUAGACAGUUUAUAUUAUUUUCUGUAAGUAUAGAAAGGAAUGAUUUUUUGUUUU